Messenger RNA from Linum trigynum, 9576 nucleotides. The record is from the annotation of a GenBank genome assembly. NCBI's taxonomy places the organism in Eukaryota, Viridiplantae, Streptophyta, Magnoliopsida, Malpighiales, Linaceae.
GUUUAGGGGUCAUCACAAUACACUACAUUUCCAUCCAAUUGACUAUGCUAGUAGGACUUUGAAUGAUGCUCAAAAGAACUAAACCAUGAGAAGGAGUUACUAGCCAUUAUGUUCGCCUUCUACAAAUUUUGCUCAUAUUGGUGCUAUCCAUACAGUAGUCUUCACAGAUCAUCAAGCACUUUGACACCUUCUAUCAAAGGCGGAUGCAAAGUCGAGACUCAUUCGAUGGAUCUUACUACUCUAAGAAUUCAACAUUGAGAUCAAAGACAAGAAAGGGGUAAUAAAUGUAGCUGCUGAUCAUCUAUCUCGAUUGGAGGGUGUGCGAUUGCUAUUCCAGAUCCGGUGAAAAGCAGUGAUUCAUUCCCAGACGAGCAAAUCCUCGAAGUCAUCAUCAAAGAAGCUGAAGGAUCAUGGUUUGCGGACAUGGCUAAUUCCCUAGUUGUAUUGCGAUCAUCAAGAUUUUGGAGUCGUUGUUAGAAACUUUUUAAAGUAUUUGAAAGGUAUUAACCUCUUGUGUUUGAUUUGUUUUUAUAAAAGAGAAAUGUGACGUUCUAGUUGGUUUUUUUUUUUACAGGAUUCAAAAUUGAGGAAGCCAUAACAAUCCAUACAAGGACGUGAUACCUAAAGGAAGGACCAUCACUCGAAGAAAGGUGGACUUCAUAUCUCUAUUCGAAUACCAUUGGCCAAAGUCAUCGAAGGACGAUGCAAGCACAAUCCCAUCAAUAAGCAAAAAGCAUUAAGAAAAGAGAAAUGAGUGUGUAUUGACAACAUCCUUCCACAAGGGCAGAUGAAGGUCCUUGCACAUAUGAAGAAUAUUGAGAAAUGAAGAGAUGCGGCAAGCCUUCGAUGGCCUUGAUGAAUUCAUUAAAUCAAUAAUCAAACCAGAACCUCCCAUGAGAAUCAAUACUAGCAUCUAUGAUGAAGAGCCAAAGUAACUGCUAGAAGAUGUUCAAAUAACCGAGGAGCAAUCUGAAGCCCAUAAAGGACAUUCCAAUGAGAUGCAUGAAGGUUUUGGAGAGAUCAUAAAUCACAAAGGUUUUAUGGAGCAUGAAGAAUUCAUGGACCAUGAAUUAGAGGAAGAUGUGUAGUUUUAAUUUAUAUUGUAUAUGAAUGUCAAUUUAGAGCAUCAGACGGUCACCUAUGCCUGCCAUCGAUUGACUUAGUGUGCAAUUCAACAUUUUUUAUGUUUAACUUGGGUACCAACCUUUCUAUUGAUCAACAAUAGAGAUCAAUUCGGCAAGCUGCAAGUAAGUUUUAUUUGAAGUUUAGACCAAAUCAUGAUAGAAAUGUCCUAAGUUAUAUACCAAGUGACUUAUCGAUUUUUUGGUUGCAUUCUUUAAAUUUUUAAAUUAAGUUAAUACAUUAGGCGAAAAAAUAGAAUUUUUAACUCUCGUACAUUGGAUAUAUGCCAACUUGCCUUGUUGAGCUCAUUUGUAAAGCCAAACACAAUGUUGGACUUGUUGAGCUCACAUAGUGAGAAUAGCUUGAGUCGGGCCCAAAGCGAGUUCGAUCUACAAUUUUCAAAAAAGGGUCGAGCUCAAACGAGUUUAAUAAAACUCAUCUCGAACUCGAGUCAACUUCGAACUCAAAUAUUUUGUAUCGAGCCAAUCUCUAGCCAAUAAAGAUCUUGGCUUAGUUUGACUCCUCGACAACCCCUAACCAUGACAGAGAUGAAGGGAUAGUGAGUUUGUGACACAUUCUUCACUCCAAAUCAAAGCCAAACCAAUGAAAAAUCUAUUGAAGGAAGUUAAAGAACUUUCCUCACAAACCAAUCUAAGGCAGCAAACAAGCCAAGUUGAGUCGAGUUUGACAUAGAUCGGGUUGAACUCUUUAGAAAAUGAGUCAAGCUCGAGCCAUGUUCGUUUAUUAAAGCUUUAGCUCAAGCUUUGCUUGAGUGCACAAGAUCUAGUCAACCUCGUCUAAUCAAUUAGCUCACAAGCUCAACUCGAUCUUAACUUAUUUAAGAGUUUAAAAGGCUGAACCCCUAAACUGAACUCUAAGGGUGUGUUUGGAUGUGUAUUUGAAAUGUUUACAUUUGACAUACAUGUAAUUCAAAUUCAUUGUUUGGUUAUUCAUUUGAAACUUUAAGUAUUUCAAGAUCUUAUAUACUGACUUAUCUGGCCAAGUUUUACAUUUUUGAAAAUUAUAGCUUAGCAAAUUUUGUCUACAAUUUAGUACAUAAACUUUAAUAUUUACAAACGGGUCCAAACAUUUUGAUAAUAAAAUUACAUUUUGGUGCUUGUUUAUUAUUCCAACAUUGAGAAAUUUACAUAUAAGUUCUUUUUAUGUUGUGAGAAAUUUAAAAAUCAAUGUCUUUUAAUAUAUAUUUGAAUGCACAAGUAAUACACAUAUUAUUAAUUUAAAACUCUUGUUGUGUCUUUGGCACAAUCCAAAUACUAUAUUUACUUAGUAUCCAAAUAAAUAAUACUAGUUUUUUUACCUGCGCUUCGCAGCGGUAAGAGACUAAACAUAUUUGAGACUUCAUCUCUUGAUUUAAUAAAUUAGUUUGAAAUCAAAUAAUUUGGAUAAUAUAUCUCCAUCACCUCUACUUAGAGUUUUAAUAAUUAUGAAAGAUUAAUAUGUUUGUUCAAUUUAUAUAUAAGAAAUAACUAUCUCUACAAAAUUUUAUGCAUUGUAUUUGUAAUUUAUGUAACUAUUAUACAACGAUGUUAUGUAAAUAGUUUAUCAUGUGUUGUCUAAUAAUAAAAUCAAGUUACAAAAAUUAUCAUAUUUAAUUAAACUAUUAUGAAAAGUUAACUUACCUGACGGAACGUUUUCGUAAUGCAAAUUGAUAAGAUGAAUAAUAAUAUAAAUUUCAGAUAAUAAUAAAAUAAUUAAGUUAUAAAAAGUAUCACAUUUUAUUAGAAUACCAUUAAAAACAAUUGACUUUAAGAGCUUUUGUGUAAUGCAAAUUUAUGAUACAGUCAACAGAUUAGUUAAUAACAGAAAAUUUUGUUAAAAAUUAUAUCAUGUAAGACUUAUGUUAUCUGUUUGUUUUGUUUAUACAUAAGAAGUGAAUAUAUCUCCAUACGUAAUAUCAUAAUCAUUACAAAAGACUUACAUAAUACGAUUGGUUUAAGUGAUAUAUAAGAAAUAACUAUCAUUUCGUAAGAUUUAUAUAAUAUAUUUUAAUUUUAAUUUUUAUAAAAUGGUGUUAUGUAGAUUUUUUCUAAAUGUGUGGUUUAAUAAUAAAAUCAAGUUAUAAAAGUAUCACAUUUAUUAAAUUAUUAUGUAAAAGUUCACUUGCCUUAUGGAACUUUCGCAUAAUGCAAAUUAAUGAGAUGGUGAAUAUAAUAGUUAAUAAUAAAUUAUUGAGUAAUGGAAAGUAUCUCUUUGAUUAAAUGUUAACUGACUUUUAUAAAACCUUUGUGUAAUGCAAAUUGAUAAGAUGAUAAACAACACUAAUAAAUGACAUGUCGUUAAACUUAUAUUAAGGAAUAGCGGCGAGUGAUUUAUAUUUGGUUUGCUGGCAUUUGCUUAUCUUCUGUCAUCUUUUUCUUUUCUAUUUUGUCAUGCUAUCUUUUGUUUGGCGAGCGAUUAUUCAACUAUAAUUUUUAUGGAAGUGCAAGUUCUUGAAUCAUCAAGCUAGUUACGGUUUACUAAUCAAGUUCUUCAAAUUUAUGAGCUUUAUCCCCAUGAACCUGUAAGUUCAUCGAGCAUCUAUUUGUGCAACUUAAUGUAAGCCCCCAUUCAUGAUCGAAAAGUAGUUAUAACUUAGUGUGAUCCUCUAUUUGUACGACUCAAUACGAGCUGUCAUUUCAUGAUUUAAAAAGCAUUUUUUUUUUUCAUGUAAUAGUCAAGAUGUGUUGAAAAUUUGAAAACAACGACCAAAUAUGAGUAUAUGAAAAAUUCAAAACAACGGUCAAAACAGAUAACAAUAGCAAGAGAAAGAGUGCAAACCUUAAUCAUGAGCUCAAAUUAAAAAUUUCAAGAGUUGAAUUGUAUCACCAUGGAGAAGUGAACAUAUGGUCAACCACAGUAAAACCCACUAUCAUCUUUGCAAUAUCAACAGGAAGGUCUAUUGGUUUAAAAAAGAAACAGGUGAGAAAAUUUAGAGCUUAUAAUAUGGUUAGCCGCAUGCAAGUACAUAGUGGAUAUUGUAAAAAAAAAGUUUAAUACACUUGUAUAUCCAAAACUUUCACGGUUGUGCCAAUAAUAUCCAAAUUUCCCGAAAUACCACUUAUAUCCAUGUUUUAAAGUUGUUCUUUGCCAAAUCUAUCCAUUUCCCAAUAUAUUUUUGGUUAAAUACACUUGUAUAUCCAAAAACACCGUUAAAGAAUGUGAAAGAAUUGGAUAUAAGUGGUAUUUCGGGAAAUUUGGAUAUUAUUGGCACAACCGUGAAAGUUUUGGAUAUACAAGUGUAUUUAAAAUAAAAAAAAGUACAUAGAGGUUUACCCUAGGCGCUGCUGUAGCACAAAAUUCCAUUAGUUGUAUUUAUAUAAUCUUUAAAUAAUUCGUGAACAGUUACCCAAAAAACGUAAGUAACAGUGUUUUGAUUUUUUGGUUACUUACGACUUAAUUAUUCUAAUGAUAUUUGGAUUAUAAAUCCAAAUACUCAUAUCCAAACACUUCAUAAAAUAAUUUAUAACUUAAAAACCUAAUAAAUAUUUGUUCUCUCAAUUGUGAGGUACAUAUAUAAUAAUCUAACAAACUUGUGAAUAUCACCAAGCCAACUUGUAACCGGUAAAUCGAUAAGCUCAUAAGCCACCAGUAGCGUAGCUAGAAAUUUUUCUAAGUGGGUCAAACAUGGAAAAAAAAAGCUAAUGUCUAUUUUUUAUCCAAAUCUUUUUCAUAUUAUUUUAUAUUAUCUAAACUUAUCGAAAUACUAAGAAUUAGCCAAAUGUUAACUUUCAGUUAGCAAUUUUGUUAGUAAUAUUGACUUGACAACAUGGUACUACCUUGAUAGAGACACAAGAAGGUCAACAUUGCAAAAUUUUAGUAUUUUAACUAAGAAAAGAGUUACAAAAUUAUUAAUGAUAACGUAAAAAUGACUAAUAUUUUGAUGCAUUACGAAAGAUUUGACUAAUUAAUAGCAUUUUAAUAGGUUUGUAUAGUAUAAAAGAAUCCGAGAAACUAGGAGAAAGAUUUGGAUAAAAAAUAGAAAUUACUCAAAAAUAAAAUAAAAACGUAUGUUCAAGAUUUUCUAAAAUACAUUCAUCAUGCAAAUUAUGAGGGAUGUUAAGAUAUCAUAGUGAAAAAUCGUUCAUGAUUCUGCAAAUCAUCUUAUUCUGAAGUGUUUCUUUACUUUGCUUAUUACAGUAAGUGCUCUUUCAACACUUACAAUGACAACUGCUAGCAACAAACACCCCUAAGUACAUUAUUAAAAAAACCCAUAAGUUUUGAGUUUUUUUGUUUAUAUUAAACUCACUUACAAAAUAUAUGAAUUAAAAGUUAAAUAGAGAUCACAACAUAUUACUUUUCGUAAAAUUAUCUCCAAUAAUAUGAAGAUCUUGUAUUCAGUCAACAAUCAUAUAGUCAAAUUUACUCCACAAUCUUUGGGGCCAAGGUGGUGCAAAUGGCCCACUUUGACCUCAACCGGCUCCGCCAUUGUAAGCCGCUAAACCCCACUACCUACUUAGGUUACAAGUUGACUAUGACGAGCUACCAAAUGGAACCGACUCAUGGGCUGACGAUCUUUAGUUCAAAUUCGAUUCGUUAGUGAACAAAUCAAGUGCCAAACGAACUUUUUGGGGCGUAGAAUGUGAAGCAAAUCGAUUCCCUACAAACCACUAGUCUAGCUCCACGAUGGAUGCUGGCCUGCUGGGCCGACCUCGUUACGCUUUCACCUUUUGUACCAAAAUAAAUUCAGAAAUUUUAAUUGGAGACGAGAUUCGACGGGGAGGGGGAAAAAAAAAUUUAUUGGAGACGAGGGUGCUCCACGCUCUCGCGUAGGACUAACAAACAAAUUCAGAUUCAGGGGGAGAACCCAAACCAAGCGAAACGACCACAAGAAAUGUAGAUUGAAGAGAGAGAGAGAGAGAGAGAACGACAAUGAAACACGUCGGGCAUUUGGCACUGGCGGACGUUAAACCUCAAUCUACGCCACAGAAUCCGCUGCCCAGCCAAUCACACGGCUCAACCCUCGAAUCUCCGAUCUCCCUCCGUCUCCAUCAAGUGACCAAUAGGAAAAAAAUUAUUUAAUUUUAUUUUUAAAAAGAAAACAAAGAAGGAAGCAAACGGCAGCCGAAGAAGUCCACAACUUCUUUCUCGAGCCCUUUUCUCUCUCGUCUCCGAUUCCGUUAAUUGCGAAAAAAAAUGGAAUCGGCCUUCGCCCUGCAGCACCAUCCUCCGCCGCGCCCGCCGCCGUUCUGCCAUUUCUCCUUCCCUUCCUCGCUCUCUCGCCCGCACUCGCUUUUCCUCCGCCACAGGAAGUUCCCGCACUGCUUAUUCCGAUGUCUCCAAGCGCAGCAGCAGGAGGCGGCUGCGCCGGCUACCUUGGAAGGCAAGAGGAAGGGGAAGGUGAGGAGGAACAGUGGGAGCCGAGGUAAGGCGUUGACUAACAAGAGGACCGCCGCCGGCGAAGCCGCCGUCGCGGUAGUGAGGCCGAGGAGCGAGAGGAAGGAGGAGGUGAGCUUGGAGGCGCUUCAACAGAAAGGAGAUCCACUGGGAUGGAGGGAUCUCGGGAAGAGCGUUGUGAAGUGGAUAUCCCAGGGGAUGAAGGCAAUGGCGUUGGAUUUUGUUGCCGCGGAGUCGCAAGGGGAGUUCGAGGAGCUGAAGCAGAGGAUGGGCCCUGGUUUGACGUUCGUGAUGCAGGCGCAGGCUUACUUGAACGCGGCUCCUAUGCCUCUAGGGCUCGAGUCCGUUUGCUUGAAGGCUUGUACGCAUUACCCGACGCUCUUUGAUAACUUCCAGAGGGAGUUGCUGGAAGUUCUUCGUGGUAUGCAGGAGAAAGGCUCGGUUGAGGAUUGGCGUCAGACCGAGUCCUGGAAGUUCUUCAAGUAUCUUGCUAAAUCAGCUCAGCAUAAGGAAAUUGCGAGGAAGAUAACGCAGCCAAAGCGAGUGCAAGGAGUUUCAGGUAUGGACUUGGAAAAGGCCAAGGCCAUACAAGAGAGGAUUGACGAUUUCACAAAGAAAAUGUCAGAGCUGCUUGUUGUGGAGAGGGAUGCUGAAGUGGAGUAUACUCAGGAGGAGUUGAAUGUUGUCCCCACCCCAGACGAAAACUCUGAAUCAAGUGGGCCGAUCGAGUUCUUGGUUACUCAUGGGCAGGCUCAACAAGAGCUCUGUGACACCAUCUGCAACUUGUAUGCAGUUAGCAGCUCUGUAGGGUUAGGAGCAAUGAACUUGGUAUUGUUUAGGACCGAUGGGAAUCAUCUAUUACCGCCAACAAACCUUACUCCUGGGGAUAUGGUCUGCGUGAGAACAUGUGAUAGCAGGGGCGCAGUUGAAACCUCUUGUUUGCAAGGAUUUAUACAUAACCUUGGAGAGGAUGGCUGCAGCAUAAGUGUGGCCCUAGAAUCUCGUCAUGGAGAUGCCACCUUCUCUAAGCUGUCUGGCAAGAGUGUGCGCAUUGAUCGUAUUCAGGGACUUGCAGAUGCUCUCACAUAUGAGAGAAACUGCGAGGCAUUGAUGCUGCUUCAGAAGAAUGGCUUACAGAAGAAAAACCCUUCAAUCGCUAUUGUGGCUACGCUAUUUGGUGACAAGGAAGAUGUUGAAUGGUUGGAGCAGAAUAAUUUAGCGAGUUGGGAUGAGGUAAAUUUGGAUAAAUCCAUGAUAGACACAAAAUUCGAUGAUUCACAGCAGAGAGCAAUUGCCUUGGGUUUGAAUAAGAAAAGACCGGUACUUCUAAUUCAAGGGCCUCCUGGUACUGGCAAGUCAGGCUUGCUUAAGGAAAUCAUCACACUUGCUGUUGAACAAGGUGAAAGGGUACUUGUUACAGCACCAACAAAUGCCGCAGUAGACAAUAUGGUGGAAAAACUCUCAGAUUUCGGAUUAGACAUUGUGAGAGUCGGGAAUCCUGCACGUAUUUCCUCGGCUGUAGCAUCAAAGUCUUUGGGAGAGAUAGUGAACUCAAAGCUUGCAGCUUAUAGAGCUGAGCUCGAGAGGAAGAAGUCCGAUCUAAGAAAAGACCUGCGGUAUUGUCUGAAGGAUGAUUCUUUAGCUGCUGGCAUACGGCAGCUUUUGAAACAACUUGGAAGGGCACUCCAGAAGAAGGAAAAGGAAACCAUAAAGGAAGUGCUAUCGACUUCCCAAGUGGUGCUAGCAACCAACACUGGAGCUGCUGAUCCACUCAUAAGAAAGCUGCCUACAUUUGAUCUGGUGGUAAUAGAUGAGGCAGGGCAGGCAAUCGAACCAUCUUGUUGGAUUCCAAUACUCAAGAGCAGACGUUGCAUUGUUGCAGGUGACCAGUGCCAGCUUGCUCCGCUAAUUCUAUCCCGAAAGGCCCUGGAAGGUGGCCUGGGAAUUUCUCUAUUGGAACGAGCUGCAUCUUUACACGAAGGGCUCCUCACAACCACAUUAAGAACACAGUACCGUAUGAAUGAUGCGAUAGCCAGCUGGGCUUCCAAGGAGAUGUAUGGUGGAUUGUUGGAGUCCUCUCCCGUUGUUGCUUCCCAUCUUCUCGUGGAUUCUCCGUUUGUGAAGCCAACAUGGGUGACCCUGUGCCCACUGUUGCUACUAGACACAAGGAUGCCGUAUGGAAGUUUGUCAGUGGGAUGUGAAGAGCAUCUGGACCCAGCCGGAACAGGCUCUUUUUACAACGAAGGCGAAGCUGAUAUCGUCGUGGAACAUGUGCUCUCAUUGAUAUAUGCUGGCGUCAGACCGGCGGCGAUAGUGGUUCAGUCACCUUACGUUGCUCAGGUACAGCUGCUGAGGGAUAGGUUGGGAGAACUGCCGGAGUCUGGCGAUGUUCAGGUCUCAACCAUCGAUAGCUUCCAAGGGCGGGAGGGCGAUGCAGUAAUUAUCUCAAUGGUUCGAUCCAACACAUUGGGAGCGGUGGGGUUCUUGGGCGACAACAGGAGGAUGAAUGUGGCGAUCACGAGGGCAAGGAAGCACGUAGCGGUGGUGUGCGAUAGCUCGACGAUCUGCCACAACAGCUUCCUGGCUCGGCUGCUCCGCCACAUCCGCUACUUCGGGAGGGUGAAGCAUGCUGAGCCGGGGACCUUCGGCGGCUCCGGCCUAGGGAUGGAUCCAAUGCUGCCGUCCAUUGGGUAAAAACUCAUUGUCAUCUCUGCUACUUGUUGUUGUGGAUUUCUGUCGGUUUUAAGAUAAGAGAUAGCUAGCUGUCCUUAGUCUCUUCUUUCUGUGCUAGUUUUUUCUUUUCAAAAACAAACAUUGUUUCUCUCCAAUCUGGAUCGUUAUUAUGAUAAUGUACAUACAGGAAAGUAAGAAAACGAGGGAAAAAAAAAAAGUGAAAAGGGAAGAAAGCAAAGGGUGUCUUCUGUUUUUUGUAUUUGUGGGGGAUUAUUGUCACCAACUGUAUAUAAAGUGUAUCAGGUACAUAAUUAAAAUUAACAUUCUCCCUUUACAGGGUAUUCUGUAUUCUAUUAUGUAUAUGAGUUAGCCAUGUUGUGGCAUUUAAUUGUUAGUUUAUGACUUCUGGUACCGACGGUUUGAUCGGAAAAAAUCCUCUAUUGUAGG